CCUGUUAUUGUGAGUAACAUUAAUAUUAGAUGGAAAUCAGAUGUGAGAAAUGGUCUUCCAGGUUAAUGAUCAGUUAUUACCUCAACUAAUGUUAGAAAAAACCAAUUUUUGAAAAUAUAUUUUAAAAAAACAACAUUUUAAUUUUGGUCUUACCUCCAACACAAACUGUUUUGUUGCUGUUGAAAGACAGAAGUUCACAUAUAGGACUAUGAAUUAUUAAUAGAAAGAAUUAACGUUGUAUAAUACGGAAUAUAGUGUCAUUUCUAGGGGCCAGCUUUCCUUGAUUCCAUGCAGACGUUUAUAAGAAAAUGUGUUUAUAAAAAUGAGUCUGGUAAUGAUCAACAGUUAGCUGGAACCAUAAGCCUCUAAUCACACCAGACCAAAACACUUUACUGUAAAUACUGGUACCACCAUAUGUAAAAAUCUUAUGCAAAACGUUUUACUUUCAAAUGGUGAUUGUAGAGGUGAUGUGCAUUGAUGUCUUUUUUAAUGUUACCACUGUGAGGCACCAAAGUGUGACAUGAAAACUAUACACAUACUGGCUUUAAAGUAAUAGACUUAAUACAUUAUUCAGUGCCAUGCCUAAAGAAAACAAGAACAUUAUUUGUUUAUUAAUUUAUAUUUUUAAUAUAUAAAACAACAAUCAAUAAUAAUAAAAAGUAAUACGUAAGUAAACAUUACAACAACAAACAAAAACCACGGACAAAUAAAAAAACAUGAAAAUUAUAUGAAAUAAAGGUAAAAAAUAAAAUACAGGAAGUAGUUGUUUUUCCUUUACACUGCAUUGCCCAUGAUGCCCCUGGGCAUUUCGUUAGUGCUACGUCAUAUGUUUUCCUCCUUCACGCGGUGCAUCCCCCGGGUGGACCAAGGCGGAAUCGGGGAACAUGGCAGACGAGGAGGACUCGGCGCCGGAGCCUGCCGCCGUUUCUCCGCCGGAGAGCCCUCACGCUGGGCGUCCGCACUCUGUCUCUUUCUCCGAGAGCGUCCAGCCGGCCGUCGGGAUGGUGAGCCAGCUGCUAACCCAGCCCUCGUCCCUCAAGUUUGACAAAAAUAUCAAACAGGCCUUCUACAAUACGGGGGCGAUGAUAUUUGUGGCUAUCUGCUGCGGGGCAGCUGUCCUGGUCUACUUCAUCCUGGAGGCCUUCCUCCGCCCGCUGCUCUGGGCAGUGCUCUGCGGCACCUUCCUCCACCCUUUCAAACACUCCCUGGCCCGGCUGGGCCGCUCGUGGCUCAGCGGCCUGCAGGACACCGGGACGCCCAUCGUGGUGGGGACCCUGCUGGUCCCGGUGUGGUGUGUGAACUACGGGGUGGAGGCGAUGGGCAGGCUGGUGCUGGAGAGGCUCACGGUGCUGCUGGUGAUCGGAGCCGGGGCGCCGCUUGUUUACUUCCUCUACCUUUUCUGGAGCGUCAUCGGCAUGCAGGUGAUCCUCGAGCACGUCUGCGGGAUCAUCGGGGUCGCGCUGGACUGUUUCCACGCUGUGUGGGUGUGUACUGUAGUGUUUGGCUACUUGUUAGCAGUUUGUUUCAAGUGGAGUCCUCAAACAGAGCGCUACCUGAGGGUCCUGGCUCUUCCGGUCUGGGCCGUCCUGCUCUUCUACAUUGUGUCUCUGACUGGCUCGUGGAGAGUGCCCAUAUUUGUGGUUGUGGUUGUACUCCUCAUCGUGGGCUCUCAAGAGAAACCACCUGUUCCGGGCAGAGGAGAGCUGUCCGGGCAGGUGUUGUCAUUCGCUGCUAAUACUAUUUACAUGGCAAUCUCCUGUAGCAACCUUCAGCUGAAAACUGAGCCCAGUGAAAACUCUACCACAGAUGGUGUGCAGUCUGUGGGCCCCCCUCCUGCCACCCCUGGCUUCCCUCGGGGCUCUCGUACGUUACCAGCCGGACUCUUCCAGAAAGAGAAAAGUUCCCACAGAGCCAGUGAUAUCUACUUUAUUCUGCUGGUCUGGGCCAUAGUUCUGGUUCAGGUCUGGCUCAACCUCUGGAUCUUACAACUGCUGCCUAUCCCUGUGGCUGUGUGGGUGCUGAAGAAGCUGGUGGUCCACUUUGGCCUGAAGAGCUUUGCAGAGCGGACUCUUACCUCGUGGUGGACCGUGCUGGAGAAGUUCGGGCGCGAGCGAGAAGAGGCCCUGCUGCCCGGACCAAUCAAAGGCCUGGCUCAGUUCCUGCUGCGUAUCGACACCAAGCUCUGGCAUUGGCUUAACAAGCAGAUGAUUGUGUGGUUGGAGAGAUCUCUGGAUAAAAUCAUCAGCAUCUUCAUCAUCUUCCUCCUGGUCACAGGGACCCUGCUCAUGGCUCUGUUGCUGACAGCUAUGGUUCAUCAUGAGAGCGUACACAUCAUUGAGGUAACCAGUAACCUCAUCAACGAGACUGUGUCUAACCAUCCAGAAUGGGCCAAUUGGCUUCCAGAGGCACGUGUAGUCCAGAAGGCUCUGAAUUCUGCUGCUACUAAUGUUUAUCAACAUGGAAGAGAAUGGAUAACACAGAAGCUUCAUAAGAUGUUAGGAGACAAGGUGAACCACACAGCAGUGAUUGAGAAACAAGUUCUGGAGCUUUGGGACCGACUCUACCACUCCUGGUUUGUGAAGAAUGUGACCCACUCUGGACGCCACCGUGGUCAGAAGAUGAUGGCGCACAGACAGAACAGCUGGUUAGUGGACAUCCUGGACUGGAAGGACAUUGCCUCGUUUCUACAGGAAAAUAUUGAGACUCUGCUGUCUAUCCUGGAGUCUCUGUGGGUGGUAAUGAGUAGGAACGUUGGUCUCCUCAUCUCCACUACAACCACCCUCUUCACUGUCCUGUUCCACAGCGGCACAGCUCUGCUCAACUUUGCCCUGAGUCUGGUGAUUUUCCUGACCACUCUCUUUUACCUGCUGAGCUCCAGUGGUGAAUAUUACAAACCAGUCAAGUGGGUGAUCAGCCUGACCCCUCUCUCCCAGCCGGGACCUUCCUCUAAUAUCAUAGGCCAGUCUGUAGAAGAGGCCAUCAGGGGAGUGUUUGACGCCUCUCUGAAAAUGGCUGGCUUCUAUGGCCUCUACACUUGGCUCACUCACACAAUCUUUGGCAUCAACAUCGUCUUCAUUCCUUCUGCUCUGGCUGCUAUCCUGGGUGCUGUGCCGUUCCUGGGAACCUACUGGGCAGCGGUGCCGGCGGUGUGUGACCUGUGGUUGGCGCAGGGCGAGGGCGUCAAGGCCGUGCUGCUGCUGAUCUGCCAUCUGCUCCCGACAUAUUUUGUAGAUACAGCCAUCUACUCGGAUAUCUCUGGGGGUGGACACCCGUAUCUAACAGGUCUAGCAGUGGCAGGUGGAGCGUACUAUCUGGGUCUGGAGGGCGCCAUCAUCGGGCCCAUCCUCCUCUGCAUCCUGGUGGUGGCAGCCAACAUCUACAGUGCCAUGUUAAUGAGCCCCAGUUCCGCAGUGCCCACACCGGUGCAAUCGACUUGGCCUCUCCACCCCAUCAGGACCUUCACAGACUCCACCCCCACUGUCCUGAAGAAGGCCAGUGAGUGAGAGCAAGAGGGCGUGUCCCUGUGGAAUGUCAUCUGGCUACCCACUGGCUGACUCCUCAGGGGGAAGUGCUUCCCUCCCUGAUGCUCCUCCCUACGCCGCCCAGCUCUACAGGUGAUAACCCCCGACCAAGAAGAGAUGGCGGCGUAAUGGGCUGGUCACACGCGAUGCGUCUGCUUACCAGAGUUGUUUCUCUGGGCAAAAUGGCAACAACUGCUCUCAUUCAAGACCCUUAAAUUACAACAGCGAGCGCACGUCCUGAUCUGAAACACGGACCAGUGACAUCACAUUGGUCUUUAUGAUUGUGAACGGUGGAGACAUUGAUGCAAAUCACAUCAAUGUCAGAACUCAGUGCCUAAAUUGAUUUUAUAAUGUUAAGAAGUGGCUAAAAUUACUGUGUGGUUUGUAGUUGAUUGAAUAAGGUAUAUUUUAUUUACAAGGCCCCUGAUUCUACCCUGCACACUCUGGCUGUGUUUAAGCUGCAGUAUGUGGUCAUGCAGUGUUUGUACUCCCUACCUCUCUCCUCAUGGAGGCUCAAGUAGAGUUAGCAGUGAAGGCUGGUUUUGAUCACUUCUCGCCACAGAAGUCCUCAUCUGGCUCAAGAGAACGAGUUAUUGACUGUUUUUAGAUUAACUUGAAGUGUCAUUCACAUUUCAGUGAUGGUAGCUGUGAGUCUGCAACACUAGAUGUCUGCUUUAACAAAGACAUACUCUCCUGGGACAGGCUUUGUUAUCACUGAUUCAUUUUUUUUUUUUUUUUUUUUUGUAUCUGUACGGUUGAAUUGUUGUAAAUGCUUAUUUUUUUCUAAUGGCUACAGGUUUAGAAUGACAAUGACGUCUUUAGUGGAACAGAUUAGACUACCUGUGGUUACUGAGGGUCUCUGUUGUUUUUUUUUUUUUUUAAAAACAUUUUCAAUUUAUGUCAUGCUUAAGUUUGUUUGUUUUUUUUUAAACACACUGUGAGUGCACAUUACACACAUACAAGUAACCAAGCUUUUCGUUUUCAGCACACUUAGCUAAUCUGUCAGUAUUGAAGGAGGUUAACACUGAGUAUUUCUGUGAGCACUUUUCCACUUUGUAUUGCUGUGACUUACAUCCCUAUUACAUGAUUUCAUCAGUAGCUUAGACCUCACACACUUCACAUCCCUAAAAAUGUCUUAUAUGUAUAAUUUCUACUCAUCUACUCUUGCACUUGUCCACCAUACUUUAACGCCAGUCGGAGCACUUUUAUGAAAGGAGAGUAUGUAGUAGUUUACAUCACUUGAAGCUUUAAUAAAUGAGCUGUGGAGAUUAAUUGUUUAUGUAAUGUGACACAUUGAACAUUUGUGGCUACUGUGUUAGCUGUCUGAGGGGGGGAGGGCAGUGAUGUGGUCUGGUUUGGAACAAGCACGUAGAUUAGCAACGGUUUCACUGUACAAUUGAACUCUUGUAGUUUUCAUUUGAUACUGUUGCUGUGUGUUUUUUUUUUAAAUUAAUGGACAUGCACUGACACAAUAAAUCUUAUUAUUUGAACUGCA
Molecule: messenger RNA, 5016 nt
Organism: Lates calcarifer (barramundi perch)
Lineage: Eukaryota; Metazoa; Chordata; Actinopteri; Centropomidae
Gene: tmem245
Product: transmembrane protein 245
Exons: 18
Coding region: 885-3503 (872 amino acids)
Source: RefSeq, a predicted model, not a curated record